Metschnikowia bicuspidata var. bicuspidata NRRL YB-4993 is the source of this 405-nucleotide messenger RNA. RefSeq lists its product as uncharacterized. The record is from RefSeq and is a predicted model, not a curated record. Lineage: Eukaryota; Fungi; Ascomycota; Pichiomycetes; Serinales; Metschnikowiaceae. The transcript has a single exon. The coding region runs from base 108 to 347 and encodes 79 amino acids.
GAAAAAAAAAAAAAGAGGUCUGCGCCCGCCUAUCUCUGGCUAUAUAUUUUUUCGCCGAUGAGGCUUCGCUUCUGCCUGGACAUUGCGCGCCGCGUGCAGGCCUGCCCAUGGAACGAGUCACCGGUCCUUUGGCCGGGCUCCUUUUUUUCUUUAGGCCGGGCGGGCAGCUGCGGCCAAGACCGCCUGUUUUCAGGGCAAAUGCCGCCUGCCUUCGCCUGGCCGUGUUCCCGUGGGCCGGGCCGCCGGCCGCCCAGCCCGGGCCGCUGGCCCCGCCCCCGCCGCGGCUUCUCCGCGGCAGCCCGCGCGCUAAUUUGCACCCAAAAUUGGCCCCGCUAAUCUUCGCCUAGGCCAGCCGGGCGUCGUCCACGGGGUGUUUUUUUUGUUGUUUUUUUCGUGGCAGGUGGG